Messenger RNA from Trichoderma reesei QM6a, 1698 nucleotides. RefSeq lists its product as uncharacterized. The record is from RefSeq and is a predicted model, not a curated record. Gene Ontology annotation, cellular component: Golgi apparatus. Lineage: Eukaryota; Fungi; Ascomycota; Sordariomycetes; Hypocreales; Hypocreaceae. The coding region runs from base 271 to 1443 and encodes 390 amino acids. The transcript has 4 exons. Gene Ontology annotation, molecular function: GDP-mannose transmembrane transporter activity; antiporter activity. Gene Ontology annotation, biological process: transmembrane transport.
GCGAUUCUUGCAUAGCCUUCAUCUCUUCGCGUUGUUCCAGAAGAAGAGCCUCUCGUUUGAUUGCCCUCCGGCUUCCCUUUUUCUUCUCCCUUGGGAACGCAGAUCGCGCCAUCGUUGGCCACGAGUUUCCCUAUCGCGUGGAGCCGCAAGCCUCUUAGCGACGCAACUCACCUCACGCUCGCUCUCAGCCUCUCUCGCUCUUUUUUUCAUUGUUUUGAACCCCUUGUCAAACACUGUCUGAGCGCCCAUUCUCGGUGAGAGCCGCUCAACAUGUCGGACAAGAAGAAUGACGACUACGGCGUCCAGCUGAGAGACCUGGGCCGGGACCCGGAGAGCGGUGAUGGCAAGAUGCAGACGGCCUACUCGCGCUCACCGUCGCCGCGCGGCCACUCUGGCGGCUUCGACUGGUCCAAGAUCGACAACAGCCCCGGAGCCUCGGUGCUGGGUUACUGCCUGUCGUCCAUCAGCAUGACCGUCGUCAACAAGUACGUCGUGUCUGGUUCCUCAUGGAACAUGAACUUUCUCUAUCUGGCUAUCCAGUCCAUUGUCUGCGUGGCUGCCAUUCAAGCCUGCAAGCAGGCUGGUCUGAUCACCAACCUGUCUCCCUUUGAUCCGGAGAAGGGAAAGAAAUGGUUCCCCGUGUCUGUUCUCCUGGUCGGCAUGAUUUAUACUGGCGCCAAGGCGCUUCAGUACAUCUCCGUGCCCGUGUACACCAUCUUUAAGAACUUGACCAUCAUUGUCAUCGCCUAUGGAGAGGUGCUCUGGUUCGGGGGAAGCGUCACUCCGACCAUUCUGCUCUCCUUUGGCCUGAUGAUUUUCAGCUCCAUUGUUGCUGCGUGGGCGGAUGCCGAUGCCGCAGGCCGUUCGUCAAAGGCGUCUCAGGAGUUCAGCACUCUUCAAGUGGGAUACACCUGGAUGGCCUUGAACGUCAUCUGCCAGGCUGCCUUUGUCCUGGGCAUGCGCAAGGUCAUCAAGAAGAUGGGCUUCAAGGACUGGGACACCAUGUUCUACAACAACUUCCUGACCAUCCCGGUCCUCAUCGUUGGCUCCCUCCUCGUUGAGGACUGGUCCGCUGAGAACCUGGCCCGAAACUUCCCUGAGGAGACACGAACCAAGCUCAUCAUCGGCAUGGUGUACUCUGGUCUGUGUGCCAUUUUCAUCUCAUACUCGUCUGCCUGGUGCAUCCGUGUCACGUCCUCUACGACCUACUCCAUGGUUGGCGCCCUGAACAAGCUGCCCAUCGCCGUCAGCGGCCUCAUCUUCUUCGACGCACCCGUCACCUUUGGCAGCGUCUCCGCCAUCCUGAUUGGCUUCGUCAGCGGUCUCGUGUAUGCCUGGGGCAAGGUUCGCCAGGGCGAAAAGGCCAAGAUGUCGCUACCCGUGACCAACAAGCCCGUCAUGAGCGCCAGCUCCCAGAGCAACAACGACGCGUCAAAUGCGUAAAGCCGCCGAGCCCGGAUUAGGAACGAGAGAGGAAAUGAUGAUGAGCGACGGGUUGCCGGGACGGGGCGGGAGGCAUGCUGGGAGUUUGAGUAAUCAUGCUACUAUUGGGAAGUCAUAGAUCUUUUGUGGGAUUGUACUCUAGAAUUGCUUGAGCCUGUGCGUGAAAAGGUCGGGAAGGUUAGGGAUAAAUGAUGGCAGCAUCUUGUCACGAUGAUUUACGACGUUUCAGAAGCAUUCGAAUGAUUGUAUUUCAAC